This is a messenger RNA of Cryptotermes secundus, 1220 nucleotides long. RefSeq names its product E3 ubiquitin-protein ligase SIAH1B. The record is from RefSeq and is a predicted model, not a curated record. The transcript is spliced from 2 exons. Gene Ontology annotation, cellular component: cytoplasm. Gene Ontology annotation, biological process: proteasome-mediated ubiquitin-dependent protein catabolic process; multicellular organism development. Lineage: Eukaryota; Metazoa; Arthropoda; Insecta; Blattodea; Kalotermitidae. Bases 28 to 972 code for a protein of 314 amino acids. Gene Ontology annotation, molecular function: zinc ion binding; ubiquitin protein ligase activity; ubiquitin conjugating enzyme binding.
GCAGUGCAGUUCGGAGAGCAGACGGAGAUGAGUGUGAAUACGUGGAUGAGGACAAGUGUCGGCAAGUGGCCUCGCUGUCUUUCCAGGAUUACAAGGAACAGAGAUUCCACCAAUCCAGGCGUGUCUGACGGCCGAGCUGAAGAUCUGGAGCGAAGUUUGCUGAAGAACAUAGAAUGUCCGGUGUGCAUGGAUUAUAUGACCCCUCCAAUAAUCUUGUGCCAAAACGGACACAACAUAUGCAGUAACUGCAGGCCUAAUCUUGACACGUGUCCGAAUUGCAGAGACCCAAUCCUGGAGGCCAGGAACUACGCGUUGGAGGACCUCUGCUACAAACUCAACUACCCAUGCAAAUUCCUGGAAGAAGGUUGUGAAGAAACAUUCUCAGGGGAACACAUCAAAGAACAUCAAGCUGUCUGCCAUCAUGGAAUUCAUGCUUGUCCACUAGCCAGAGUUCCCGGAAUAAAUUGUGAUUGGAGCGGAGAGUUCAAGGAAUUCAUCACGCAUUUUGAAACUCGUCACGAAGACCGAAUCUGCACUGAAGCCAGAUUUCUGUCCCCAGAGACAAACGACUCAGUCUUCAUCCUCCUGGUGCACAAUGAGAUAUUCCUCUUCUAUAAGUGUUUCAGGGACGGUAAGUGUUGCUGUGUUGUGCAGCUUUUUGGCACAAGUGCUCAAGCUUCGAACUUUAAAUACAAGGUGAAGCUACGUGCCGAGAACAAGAUAGAGAAGCUAUCGCAGGUUAUCCUCGUCCGCGGCAUCACCGAGGAGUUCGACGCGGUAUUCAGAAGUGGGCACUGUGUGAGGCUGGACGUUGAUUUGGUGUGGCAUUAUCUUGUCGACGGGACAAUGCAACUCCAAGUGGAAGUGAUCAAUUUGAAAGCAGAGGAACAAGCAAAAGCUACCAGGAAUGAUAGGGCCCGUCCUGUAUUUUCUCACAGUAUUCGGUGGCAAUGGUGCAAAUGGUGGCCAUAGGCGCUGUUCAGUCUACAGUGAACAUAAGCAGAUAGCUUACAAUAAAUAAACUUGGGCCCCAGUACAGCCUGUGAUGAUAAAGAAUUUUCUGUUUUGUUUACCGUCCAUCAUACAACAGUUUCAAGAUUAGAAACGUGUAGUGCAGUGACGAAUUUUGAACUAAUUAGACACGAGGCUUUGUGGGCCCCAGAGCCGGUCUGGACGACGUGGAUAUGUGAAAAUUAUUGACCCUACCGAGACUAGAAUCC